Molecule: messenger RNA, 765 nt
Organism: Prorocentrum cordatum
Lineage: Eukaryota; Dinophyceae; Prorocentrales; Prorocentraceae
Source: the annotation of a GenBank genome assembly
AUGGUGGGCCUCGCGCCGUGGGGUCGGUGCAGCUGCGCGCCGCUGGCGUCCUGCCGCGGCGGGGCUGAGUCGGGCACGCCAUUCUACAGGAGGGGCCGCGUCGAGAUGGCCGGCAGCGCGCAGGAGUUGCAGGAGGGGGUCGGCGCGUUCGGCAGCGUGGGCGUCGCCCAGGCCGCCGCGCGGUUCGUGGCGGCCGGGGCCCCGUCGCCCGCCUUCCGGGCCUACUGCCAGUGGCGCGCGUACGACGAGGCGCUGGCCAGCGCGGAGGCCCGCAGGCGCUUCGCCGCGUCCCUGGGCCCGAGGCUGGUGCGGGACGUCCUGGGCUGCCCGCUGCCUUCGGGCGCCAGCGGCGCACGCGACGUGGAGGCUCUCGUGGAUGGCCUGAGGGGCCUGCUGGCGCGCUGCGAACGCGGCCUGCUGGCUGCGUGGGAGCUCGUCGACUUCGACGAGGUCGCGGCGGAGCUCUGGGCGGAGCGCAGGGCCAGGACGCUCACGCUCGCCUUCUUCCUGGUUGGCGACCCGCUGGAGGACGCGCAGAUCCUCCUGUCCGAGCAGCGCGACGCGGUGAUCGCCUCGCGAGGGGUGGUCGUGCCCGACGUCGUGGCGCAGGCGGCGGGCGCGUGGGUGCGAGCCCGCGUGCCCGGCUGCGCCGUGUCGGCGGAGAGCUUCUACGCCGGCAUGCGCUACGGCUCCGUGUUCGGGCCGCUGAGCCAGGGGCAGGUGAAGCUGCAGAUCGCCAUCUCCGAGCCGAGCGGCGCACUCUGA